CCGUGCAUGUGCUUCCCAUCGUGGCCUUGUCGUGAAGUCGCAGAUUUCGAUAGACCAGUGCUAGCAUAAGUGCCGGUUAUCAAAGUAACUAUUAAAAAAAUGUAUUACUACGUCGUCGAGGGUCAAUUCGACGACGCGGAAAGCGACAGUGGUGUAUCAGGCAGCGCCGAACAGAAACCGAACGUAGCUGUGUCGUCUGGUGAACGUCGCAGUCCAGAGCAUCUUUUGAGCGGCGACGACUCAUCCGGUGAAGAUGAACUCAGUGACGACGACUACGACUGGGACGAGUUCUCUCGAAGGAGCGUCUGCAACAACUCGCACGGCAGUCACCCGAAUGCGCAGCACAAGGGCAACCCGAAUUUAUUCCAGUCCCAGUGUAAAGUUCUCUCCGGCAAGUACAGCGGGAAGAUCAAUCUCCAGGCGUAUUCUGGUCCAGCCGUGGCUGCCGGCGCGUUAAGUGUAUUGAACGAGGCGAGCCGCAGACAGGAAGCUGACCGCGUCCGCGUCCGAGACAAGGUGGAGAGGGCCACAGCAGAGCAGGUACUCGAUCGCCGGACGCGCAUCAUCCUCUUUAAGCUCCUCAACCGCGGCCUAGUAGAGCAGAUAAAUGGCUGCGUAAGCACGGGUAAAGAAGCUAACGUUUAUCAUGCAACCGCUAGCGGGGAUGGUGCUCCAGAUCGUGCCAUAAAGAUCUACAAGACGUCCAUCUUGGUGUUUAAAGAUCGCGACCGCUAUGUCACCGGCGAGUUCCGCUUCAGGAGUGGCUACUGCAGCAGCAACCCACGCAAGAUGGUCCGCACUUGGGCAGAAAAGGAGAUGCGAAACCUCUCGCGCAUAUACGCUGCCGGCCUGCCUUGUCCAAAACCCAUUGUUCUCAGAAGUCACGUGCUUGUCAUGGACUUUGUCGGCAAAGACGGCUGGCCUGCACCCAAGCUGAAGGAUGUUCCACUGAGCGAAUCCAAAGUGCGUGAGCUUUACAGAGACUGCAUCAUCAUGAUGCGACGGCUCUACCAAGAAUGUCGCCUCGUGCACGCCGAUCUGAGCGAGUACAACUUGCUCUACCACGAGGGGAAGAUUGUGAUAAUUGAUGUGUCACAAUCAGUUGAGCACGACCAUCCGAAUGCGCUUGAGUUUUUGCGCAAAGACUGCACUAACAUCACGGACUUUUUCAGCAAGCAUGACGUGAAGACGAUGGGUGUUCGGCAGCUGUUUGAUUUUGUCACAGACCCGACCAUUAACGAAGACAACAUGGACGCUUACCUGGAAAAAGCGCAAUCUCUUGUUGAAGCUAGCAGUUCAGGAACGAUGAACCAAGUAGAAGAAGAAGUUUUCAAGAAAGCAUAUAUACCGCACAGACUGGACGAUGUACUUGACUUUGAGAAAGACAUUGUAGGUGUCCAGGAAAAAAACAAGAAAAUUUUAUAUCACACCAUUACAGGCAUGAAGCCCGACUUGUCAGGUCCAGCAGAUAAGCCUGCAAUACUUGAAGAUGGCUCGGAUGACUUGUCCUCGGAGGCCAGUGAAGGUGGCAGUGAAUGUGAAGAUGAGAGCGAGAAUGGCGAUGACAAGGGGUCUAAGUUUGUGAACACAGCCAGGCCUAAGGGGGAGUCACUGGAAGAAAAGAAGGAAAGAAAGAAGGCCAUCAAGGAUGCUAAGAAAGAGAAACGCCAGAUGAAAAUACCGAAGCAUGUCAAGAAGCGAAAAGAGAAGCUGGGAAAGGCACGCAAGAAGUGAAAGCUUGUUUCAAGGCUUCACAUUGUGUGUGUGUGAUGAAGGAACUUCAAUCUAAAGACUGCCACUGCAGAACUGGAAGGAAAAGUGUUAUUGUGAACACUUCAACCGACAACACCUGCCACGAUGGCUCAAUAGUGAUGGCAUUCUGCUUCAGAGCAUGAGACAUUUGAUUUCUGGUUCUUGCUACUCGAUUCUGGUUGAGGUUGAUUGUAAAAGUGGUCUUGCAGCAAGCAUCGCACAACCAUUUUCAGGUGGCCGAAAUCGAUUUUAAUCCAUGUGUCAUGAUGUGUAUGUUGCAUUUGAAUGUGAAGCACGAAGCUGUAAAAAGUCUCUGUGACAGCUUCAUGCUGCUUUUAGUUUGCUAGCAAUUUUUUUUUUACCUUGUGCCCGUAAAGAACUUUUUCUUUAGCAGUAAUAUCAGUUUUCAUUAACUGAAUUAGAACAAUUUUAAGAGCUCUCUUCUGCACCAUGUGUGCCUAAAUGAAGAAAGUAGGGUGCUGAUAGCUGUCAUGUGAAGAUUAGAACAAAGGCUGUUAAAACAUAAGAAGUACGGCCAAACUAAUGCUCAAAAAGUACUUUUGAACGCACAGACAGCAUUUUUAGCGCAAAAGUGAAAAAAAAAAAGAAUACUGAGAAAAAAACGAAAAGAACAUCAUGCACAGGGUGAGCACCUAAACAUGAAUUGACUUUAUUUCGGAAACAUACCACAGGAAGUAGAUCACCUGCGUAUGCGUGCCACCGCUGCGUCACUAAUUGAGCAUCGAAUCAAACAAUCUAUACUCGCUAUGGAACACACAUACCAAAGUAAAAAACAUACCUUUGCUCUUGAUAUGAUAGGCUUCCAGUAAAUAUUUCCCCAUGUACCAUUGCCUAAUCUUAAUCUUGUGCAGCCGUACUACUCGUGUGCAGGCUUUGCAAUGGACUCAAAGCUGGGUGGGCCCUAUGCAUGCUUGUGCAAAGAAAAAGAAAAGCAUAAAUGCCAAAAUAAACCUGCCACGCCAUACAUUAAGUGUGCAGUUGGCAUUCUAUACGCCAUACCCAGGGUGCAACAGCUGCGUCAAUUGCGCCUAUUUGAUACAAUUCCCGACUGUUGUGCCGAGCUGUGCCUAAACCGUCAAAUUUG
Messenger RNA from Rhipicephalus microplus (southern cattle tick), 2857 nucleotides. RefSeq names its product RIO kinase 1 (gene RIOK1). Gene Ontology annotation, molecular function: protein serine/threonine kinase activity; ATP binding. The record is from RefSeq and is a predicted model, not a curated record. NCBI's taxonomy places the organism in Eukaryota, Metazoa, Arthropoda, Arachnida, Ixodida, Ixodidae.